This is a messenger RNA of Antechinus flavipes (yellow-footed antechinus), 4463 nucleotides long. It is a transcript of the gene SEMA3D, whose product is annotated as semaphorin 3D. The record is from RefSeq and is a predicted model, not a curated record. The transcript is spliced from 20 exons. The coding region runs from base 660 to 2993 and encodes 777 amino acids. Lineage: Eukaryota; Metazoa; Chordata; Mammalia; Dasyuromorphia; Dasyuridae. Gene Ontology annotation, molecular function: semaphorin receptor binding; chemorepellent activity. Gene Ontology annotation, biological process: positive regulation of cell migration; negative chemotaxis; negative regulation of axon extension involved in axon guidance.
UCCACCCCCCACACCCCCUCUCCACUCCCCGCCUUCAUCUAAAAGAAUGAAUCUCUCCCGGGGCAGCUGCUGCGGCCACACCACAAACUUAAAAGCUUCCCUCUAGUACAGAGCGUGCCUCUCUUCACCACCAGCCCCUAGCAAAAUCUCCAGCUGUAGCUACGCUCGGGGCUAGUCCCCGUACCGCGUUAGAGGGAGCAUCAGCGCCCUCUGCUUUCCGAUUCCGCCUUUGCAGCAGCUGCCACAGCCGCCUUCCGCAGCAGCCAGGGCCGCUGCUUUAGCAGCCGCGGCUCAGCCCGAGCUUCUCACUCCGAGGUGGAUCGAGGCCAUCCCACGGGUUUGCAACUUCAGCCUCAUAGCUGAAGACGCAAGUUUAUUCUCCCUCGCUCUUGGAAAAUACAGCAAGAAAAGAAAUUUAAAAAAUAAUAAUAAUAACUUAAAAAGAAGAAGAAGAAGAGAGAGGAAGAUCUAAGCCAGUAUUUCCAUCUGUCCCAGGAAGUGGUGGAAUUAGAUACAUUCCCUUUAAGAACUUAUUCAGCACCACCUCUGAAGUCAGGAGGACCUGAGUUCAAAUCUGGCCUCAGACACUUAUUUAAAAGUCCUACCUGUGUAACCCUGGAUUAAAUUAGCAUUGUCCAAAAGGAGGGCCUUUUUUAGCCAUGAAUGCCAAAAAGGAUCAAAGAGAAAAGUGUAGAAGCCAAGAUUUACACCCCCUGCAUUCCUUUGUCAUACUAAGUGUGAUUGUGGUGUUGCUUCCAGUCAUUGGAACAUCUAAACAAAAUAUUCCAAGACUCAAACUCUCAUACAAAGACUUGCUGCUUUCAAACAGCUGCAUUCCCUUCUUGGGUUCAUCAGAAGGACUGGAUUUCCAAACCCUGCUGUUAGAUGAGGAGAGGGGCAGGCUGCUGCUUGGAGCAAAGGAUCACAUCUUCUUACUCAACUUGGUUGACUUAAACAAAAAUUUUAAGAAGAUUUACUGGCCUGCAGCAAAGGAAAGGGUGGAAUUAUGUAAAUUAGCUGGAAAAGAUCCUUAUACAGAAUGUGCAAAUUUCAUCCGAGUGCUUCAAUCUUACAACCGAACUCAUGUUUAUGUAUGUGGGACUGGAGCCUUUCACCCAAUAUGUGGAUACAUUGAUCUUGGAACUCACAAAGAGGAAAUCAUGUUUAAACUGGAUACACAUAAUUUGGAAUCUGGCCGACUGAAAUGUCCUUUUGAUCCUCAGCAGCCUUUUGCUUCAGUAAUGACAGAUGAAUACUUAUAUGCUGGAACAGCUUCAGACUUCCUUGGCAAAGACACAGCAUUUACACGUUCACUUGGCCCUACUCAUGAUCAUCAUUACAUCAGAACUGACAUUUCAGAGCACUACUGGCUCCAUGGGGCAAAAUUUAUUGGAACUUUUCCCAUACCCGACACAUACAAUCAAGAUGAUGAUAAAAUAUAUUUCUUCUUUCGUGAAUCAUCACAAGAAGGCAGUACCUCUGAUAAGACUAUAUUAUCUCGAGUUGGAAGAGUUUGUAAGAAUGAUGUAGGAGGACAACGUAGUUUGAUAAACAAAUGGACAACUUUUCUGAAGGCCAGAUUGAUUUGUUCAAUUCCUGGAAAUGAUGGAGCAGACACUCAUUUUGAUGAGCUUCAGGAUAUCUUCUUACUUCCCACAAAAGAUGAAAGAAACCCUGUGGUAUACGGUGUUUUUACUACAACCAGCUCCAUUUUCAAGGGUUCAGCUAUUUGUGUUUAUAGCAUGGCUGACAUUAGAGCAGUUUUCAAUGGCCCAUAUGCUCAUAAAGAAAGUGCAGAUCAUCGAUGGGUCCAAUAUGAUGGAAGAAUUCCUUACCCAAGACCUGGAACAUGUCCAAGCAAAACAUAUGAUCCAAUGAUUAAGUCAACCAGAGAUUUUCCAGAUGAUGUUAUUAGCUUUAUAAAGAGGCAUCCUGUGAUGUAUAAAUCAGUAUACCCUGUGGCUGGAGGGCCUACUUUUACUAGAAUUAAUGUGGAUUACAGAUUGACACAGAUUGUGGUGGAUCAUGUUAUUGCAGAAGAUGGUCAAUAUGAUGUAAUGUUUCUAGGAACAGAUAUUGGAACGGUACUAAAAGUUGUCAGCAUUGCAAAGGAAAAGUGGGAUAUGGAAGAGGUAGUUCUAGAGGAGUUGCAAGUAUUCAAGAAUCCAUCAUUGAUAUUGAAUAUGGAGAUAUCUUUGAAACAACAACAAUUGUACAUUGGUUCCCGAGAUGGAUUGGUUCAGCUCUCUCUGCACAGAUGUGAUACGUAUGGGAAGGCCUGUGCAGACUGUUGCCUUGCCAGAGAUCCCUACUGUGCUUGGGAUGGAAAUGCAUGUUCUCGAUAUGCACCAACUUCCAAAAGGCGAGCUAGGCGACAAGAUGUAAAAUAUGGAGACCCCAUCACUCAGUGCUGGGACGUAGAAGACAGCAUUAGUCAUGAAACUGCUGAUGAAAAGGUGAUUUUUGGCAUUGAAUUUAAUUCAACCUUUCUGGAAUGCAUUCCUAAAUCCCAGCAAGCCUCUAUUAAGUGGUAUAUCCAGAGAUCUGGAGAAGAGCAUCGAGAGGAGCUGAAACCUGAUGAAAGGGUCAUCAAAACUGAAUAUGGACUGCUGAUUCGCACUCUGCAGAAGAAGGAUUCUGGGAUGUACUACUGCAGAGCACAGGAUCACACAUUCAUCCAUACCAUUGUGAAGUUGACUUUGAAUGUUAUAGAGAAUGAGCAAAUGGAAAAUACUCAGAAAGCAGAACAUGAUGAGGGAAGGGGCAAAGAUCUACUUGCUGAGUCCCGGCUGAGAUAUAAAGACUACAUGCAAAUCCUCAGCAGCCCCAAUUUCAGCUUGGACCAGUACUGCGAACAGAUGUGGCACCGGGAGAAACGAAGGCAGAGAAAUAAAGGGGGUGCUAAAUGGAAGCACGUGCAAGAGAUGAAAAAAAAGAGAAAUCGUAGACAUCACAAGGACCCUGAGCAUCUUUCUAGAGCCAUGGCCACGUAGUCCUUCCUCUUUAUCUUCAGGCAAUGAAACUCUUACCUGCAAAAGAAAAAUGCUAUGUUCUAUCUUUCAUACUUGUGCAUAGCCUCUCUUCAAGGAGAUUUGCUCAUGUACAAUAACAGUAAUCUGGAUGAGGCUGUAAUGGGAAAUACAGGUGCCUAAGGGGAAUUUAAUAAUUUAAAACCAUUUUGUUCUGAACUGAUAUGAUGAAUCCAAGAGUCCAGAAUCCCUGAUGAAAUUGGAAAUUUCUUUUGAGUUUUUUCCCCUAGUUUGUUGUUUUAUUUAGUUAGGUCAUAAAGAUAAGUGAACUUAGUCCAGUUGAAUAAUUUUCAUUCAUAGUGAUUCAUUUUGCUCUUAUAUACUUUAAAAUGUCAGUUUACUAUGCAUCAGUGCUAUGUUGUUGUGAACAAUUCAUUUUACUCUUGAGCUAGCAAUAUCAUGGUGGUGAGUAGAAUGAUUGUACAGCAUAGAACAGUUCACAUUAUCAGUGAAAUUUUCCCAGUGAGUCAGGCACUACUGGAGCAUAUGUUAGGCAUUUAAGAAGGUACAUUAAUUCUUCCAGGCCAUGGUGGUUCCAUUUAGUACAGUAGAGCUAUGAUUUACUCAAGACAUAAAUAUAUCUCCCAGAAUUCACAGCUCCUAACAGGGAAGAGCCAGGAAGAUAUGUGAUUUUUUUUUUUAGAACAUAUGCUCAUGUAUAUAGGAUCAAAAUAGUUGAGGAACUGUCAGAACACAAGGUGCUAGCUAUUUAGUAAAAUAAGAUAAUAAAUGUGAAAUAUCAGAUAAAAGAAAAAUAAUAAAUUAUCUACAAUGCUCGAAUGUAUAGGCAUACAAAUGGGAUUUGCAAGCCGACAGAGAAAAAAUACAAAUCAUAAAUUUUUGGCUUCAGGGAAUAUCUAUUUUCUCAUUAAAAAAAGAAAAAAGAAAAAUCACAAAUUAAAUGGGAGAAAUGUAAUGGAGCUUUAUUCACUAGGGUAUAAGUAGUUGCCAAUUUGCAAUCCAUCUGCUAAAAUGAAAUCUGAAGUAAAACAAACUGCCAGCAUGAUACUGAAGAGUACAUUUUCUAGGUGAUUAUGGGAAGGGUGAACUCAAAUUUUAUUAACAAUGGGAUUCUGGUAUAUACUUUCUUCUGUUUUUCUAAAAAUUUACCAUACUCUGUCAUUAUUUCUACUUGUUGCAACAGUUCUUCCUUCUUUCCCUUCUUUAGGUUAGGUUAUAUUUAAGAGAAGAAUAAUAGAAAGAAAUCAAAAGAUGAUAAUGGAGGAUGAGCUAAAUAUUUGGUGGUUGGCAGAACCAGUGCACAAAGUAAUAAUGAACGGAAAGGGUUAAAAUAACUCUUUGACUUUUUGUUCUUUUACAAUGGCCUUUGGAUUUAGAAUUAUGUAUUACAAUUCAAGCAGAAUUGUCUUAAUUCUUUUUUAAUAUAAAUAAAAUGUCCAAAUAUAGAUAAGUAAAAUUAUAAGUUUAAGAUGA